AUGGACGCCGAACCAUCUCAGCAGACUCAACCUGCGACUCAACAGGUCCUAGAUCCACGGCGACUGGGCAGAAACAAUUCUGGCCUUAACGACGGUGAUAUUGCCGACGUCUUGGUAAUCCUCCACCCAGCCACUCCCACGGCCAUUCGCAUAGUCGAACAGACAGCUCUGGAGCGACCUGAGCAUGUCCUUUUCCGCAGCUCACUCGAUUCCAUGAGUAGUUCGAUCACCGACGUCGAAGAGCAGGAGACAUUCAUCAUCAACGCCCCUGAAGGACGGCAGGGUAGCAGUUCGCGUGCUGGCGCAGAUCUGGCAUUACGUAUGUCUUCUGCAAAAAGGCUGAAGUUCAAGCCACUCGGAUUCAUAUUUGGGCGCAAUCACCAGAGCGCCGAUGUCAUUUUCGGUCAGGACUCCGGCAAGAGGAUAAGCAACCAACACUUUCGCAUAUACCUCAACGCGGAUGGCCUUCUCAUGCUGGACGACAUGUCGACCAACGGCACCAUCGUUGACGAUUCGCUUCUGAAGUGCAAGGACAAACGCUUCAGCAGGAUGCGGAUGCUCAGCUCAGGUUCAAUCAUCUGUAUCCAGAAUUCUAAUGAUGCAGAGAUGAUCAAGUUCAUCGUGCGUAUACCUUCUCGGGUCAACUACCUGGACCGCUUCCGUGAGAAUUUGCGCAACUUCAUCACCGAGUGCCAACCAGACUUUGGCGACGCACAGGGCAAGGCUGUUCAGCGAAUUACAAAGCAGUAUGGCGGGCCGUCGAUGAAGUGGGACGGUGGUGAAACCUAUAACAUCGUCGGCCAGAUCGGUAAAGGCGCCUUUGCGACCGUCUAUCAACUUGCUGAGAAGAUGACUGGAAAGCUCCUCGCUGCCAAAGAACUAGAGAAGCGCCGAUUUAUGAAGAACGGUAUGCUGGACAAGAAGAUCGACAAUGAGAUGAAGAUCAUGCAAGAUCUGCGGCACCCGAACAUUGUCGAAUUCGUCGAAUACCAUGACCAAGGUGACUAUCUUUAUAUCAUUAUGGAGUUCGUGCGGCAAGGCGAUCUGCAAGGCUACCUCAACCAGUACGGAUCCAUGAAGGAACAUGUUGCGAGGUUGAUGGCCCAGCAAAUCUUGAGCGCACUCAGUUAUCUUCACCGUGCGAAGAUCACCCAUCGCGACAUCAAGCCUGACAACAUCCUCAUCUCCGAUCUAGAACCUUUCACUGUCAAACUAUCGGAUUUCGGCCUUUCCAAAGUUGUCAAGCACGAGGAAACCUUUCUCAAAACCUUCUGUGGAACCCUAUUGUACUGCGCUCCAGAAGUGUUUCCUGAUUUCAGCGGCCAAUCGAAGGGUACCAAGCGCCGGCGUGGUGCCAAGACAUACCACUCGUAUAGCUCGUCUGUGGAUAUAUGGUCCUUUGGUGGUGUCCUCUGGUACGCUCUAUGUGGCGAGCCUCCGUUCAAAGGUAUCGCAGAUGCCACCGGCGAAGCCAUGUUCAACAAUAUUAUGCACACUCCCCUCGAUCCGACACCGCUACAGAAGGCAGGUGUGUCCGCCGCUUGCAUCGAUCUUCUGACGCGCAUGCUUCAGACCGACCCUGCAACUCGUCCCACAGAUCGCGACUGUCUUAACCAUCCAUGGCUCAAGGAUGGUGCACAAUUUCUACCCGACCCGACUCUUCAAUCCAUCGCGGAAGAAGAGGAGCCAGAGGAAGCUGAGCAGCAGCUAUCGCAGCUCAGUCUUCAGGAGGAGGAGAUUCCAGAGUCAGACGAAGAAGGCGACAUCCUAUCUGAUGACGAGCUCAUGGCCUUUGUCACAGAGCGCCAGCCAAAGCGAGUUCGCGCUGAUCCUUUGUACCCUCGAAAUCAGGUGCGAGAUCAUGAGGAUUCCAGCGUCGAGCCAUCGUUUACUUCCUCACAUCUUGUCAAUGACGAGAGUUUUCAAGUUAUUCCCACACCGAGGCAGCCUCGUUUAUUUGGUGAGAUUGGACAGUCUGCUUUGCAGAGCUCUGGAGUUUUGAGUGCUCAUGCCAAUGAUGCGCUUUCACAGGAUGAAUCUGUUCGUCUGGUUCAGAACGAUGGAGCAGGCGACACUAGUUACACUACUCGUGAGGCAGAGUUUCAGGGUCCUUUUACUGCACCUGCGCAGCUCGAGCGCGGCUUCUCUUCGCCAAGCCUCCUUGGUGCGGAGUCUUUGGUACGAGAUCUCAAUAUGACCUCGCCGCACUCACCCGUAUCUAGAACGCAAAGCCCGGUGAUGCCAGCGACGCCAAAGACCCCGGAAGUCGUUCAGCAUAGCUCUUUGGACCAGUCGUCCAAGGACUUUAGCCAAGAUAGCGAGCCAACCCCGAGAGCACGACCUUCUGGGAUGAACCGACAGAUCAAUCUUCCUUUGACUGCUUCCUACUACUACGACCCGAAAGAUCCAACCACACAUAAUCUGGAGUAUGCUUCUAGAGUAAGCGGAUUCGAUUUUGUGUCAAACAGCCGCGACGCUACAAGUAAUACAUCCGUAUAUCCCGACACGACAGCAGCAUCGGAAGCAAGUGCGCUGUCAACAACAUCGAGUGUUGCUGCAGCACCAUCUACAGCGGUAGCGAUUCCAUCAGUUCCGGUAGAGGUUGACAUUCGUCCGCCACCACGGCGACUGGGUAAACUCAUCGCAACUCCCGAUUCCUUCGCGCCUAACAUUGUUCUCAACAUCGAUCAGAGCAAAACUUCCUGGGGCCGCUUGGGCAACAACACAAUCGUAUAUGAGCACAGAGGUGAUACACGCAUUCCCAAAACAGCUUUCAUCGUGUUCUUUUACUCGCCUGGUGGAGAGACUCCAGAAACCGUAGAGGAGCUUUCGCAACAGGGCAAAGAUUGGACCACCUUAGAGAACCUGAAUGUCGGCAUCUGGACCUGCGCCACACACGGUAUCUCGAUCAACGGCAAGCACUUGAAGCAGAAGGACGAUAAGGGCCGUGCUCUCUUUGGACAUCUGCAUACUGGUGACAUCGUUCAAGUGUAUCACGACGCCCGCGGAACUGAGUGCCUCAAAUUUCGCUGCGAGUUCUACGUCGGAGCCGGCAAAGAGCCACGACCCGCAGGCAAUAGCUUCGGCACACUGAUCGGUAACAGGCUUUCACAAUAG
Molecule: messenger RNA, 3117 nt
Organism: Alternaria burnsii
Lineage: Eukaryota; Fungi; Ascomycota; Dothideomycetes; Pleosporales; Pleosporaceae
Product: pkinase-domain-containing protein
Exons: 2
Coding region: 1-3117 (1038 amino acids)
Biological process (GO): autophagosome organization; protein autophosphorylation; autophagy
Cellular component (GO): autophagosome; cytoplasm
Molecular function (GO): protein binding; protein serine/threonine kinase activity; ATP binding
Source: RefSeq, a predicted model, not a curated record